Molecule: messenger RNA, 10377 nt
Organism: Cotesia congregata
Lineage: Eukaryota; Metazoa; Arthropoda; Insecta; Hymenoptera; Braconidae
Source: the annotation of a GenBank genome assembly
AUGUCAAGUGACAGUGACCAUAUGCCCAAGCCCUCUAAACGGAUCCGGUGCCGAAUUUCUGAUACCAGCGAGAGCAGUAGCGAUGAGUCUGUUAUUGCAAGGAUUCGUCGCAAGCGUCGAAAUCAUAUGGUCGUAAGUGAUGAUGACAGCAGUGAAGAGGAGCUAAGUUCGACCGGGAAGAAAACUCCCAACAAAGCCUUGGAAUCUGACAGCGAGAGUUACAGCAGUGCAAGUAAUUAUUCAGCGGGAUCCACGAGCGAUGAAUGGGAGUCUGAUUGGGAGAGCGAGUCAGAAGAUGACAUGUUUGAAUCUCCGAAGAAUAAAAAACGUAGUAGGAAAGAGCAACAGCCUAAGGAAGACGCUCCAAAAGCUCCAGAGAACAUUGAGUCCGACGAGAGCGAUGGGACUUCUGAAAAAUGCCCGAUUUGCAUUCUGUCGUUUAGACAUCAGCAGAUAGCGGUACCGUCCUGCUGCGAGCACUGUUUCUGCUUGAUAUGCUUGACAGAGUGGAGCAAAAAUGUCAAUACUUGUCCGGUUGAUCGUAAAACAUUUACGACCAUGAAAGUCAAAGAUAAUAUCAAUGGCUCUGUGAUUAAAUGUAUAUCCGUGGAGCCAAAAAAAGCCACCGAAGAACAAGUACAAGAAGACCCGACGUUUUGUGAAAUUUGUCACCUGAGUGAUCGCGAGGACAGAUUACUGCUGUGCGAUGGCUGUGACUCUGGUUAUCACUUGGAGUGUUUAAAUCCUCCAAUGGAUGAAGUUCCUUACGACAAUUGGUACUGCCCAGAGUGUUCCGCGAACGACCCGAACAUGGCUGAAGAGGUAAACAUUGAGACUAAUGAAGUGAGUGACCUGAUCGCAGAGGCUCGUUGUUUGGGAAUGACUUACGGAAGAAGAGAGGCUGGACUAGCUUCCCAGUACAUGUCCGCGAAUAAUUUCCGACCACUGCAGCACCGGCUGGUGCCGCGAACACGUCAAACAGAGCGUGUGCGAGCUUCUAUCCGCGCUACUCGCAAUAGAAGAGAGCAAGUACCGGAACUAGUAGCGGUUUCGCGAGUCUUUGAUCCCGAUCAACCCUCGACCUCGUCUGGCUUUGACUCUAUUUCUGAAAACAGUCGAGGUCGCUCACCAAACGCCAGCUCGGCUGGGAAUUUUUCUCACCAUAGCCGACGCACUGCCAGUAAAUCUAAGAGCCGCUCUAAACCGACUAGUCGCAAAAAGAAAACUCCAAAACGUAAAAAGGCGAAAAAUAAUGAGCCUGUGCUACAGAAAGUUGUCAUUAAAGAUUAUGGCACUGAUGGCGAAGAAAGAGAAAUUGUGAGCUAUGUCAAAGUCAAAAGCGGAACUUCCAGCCGGAAACGUAAGAAGCGAUCUAAAAAAACCUUCAAGAGACGGAAAAAUAAAUAUCACCGCAGAGCUUGCCGGCGAAUAGGUAAUAUUAAAUCAGUGAGAAAGCGAGUUGCGAUUGCUUUAAAUAUGGCCAAAAAAAAAUCAACAACUAAUCCGAUCGGAUUAAUAUCGUUAACAAAUCAAAGCUCGUCAGUGCCUCAAAGAACUGAACAGCUUACAAACGCGAGGUACCGAGCUGGCAUACCACAACUUAAUUUAUUUGGAAAUAAUUUACCUUUAGAUUAUUGUCCCUUCGGAUCGGAUGACGAAAUAAAUCCCUCUGUAAGUGAAGAAGAUGGUAUUAGCGGUGGUAAUGUGGUCAGUGUAACUCGUCGUAGUGCCUCUUCAAUAACAAGUCUCAGACGUCGACUAGGUUUAAAAAAUCAAGUGAGUCGCGUAAGACGUGAUCCGCAUCCUCAGCCAGUAAUCACCGACUUGCUGGACAAUAUAAUCAGCAGUCAAGAGCUCUGGCAUUCUAAAGCCACUAAAAUCAGCCUGAAAGCCGACGGGACUUUUUCUCUACCCGAAAAGAAAAAUAAGCCCGACAUCAUCAAGAACAAUGAUUUUUUAAAGGAUGAACAAUCAAAAAACGACAGUAUUAUAGCCUCUGUCACCGGUUCUGCGGAUAUUAAUCCAGACAUAGUUCAAGCACCUAUGUACAACAAUUCCCGGGGCGGUAACAACUCCGACGGGAGGUCUUUCAGAGGAAACUACCACAACAGAGGCCACCAUGGUCACAACAGAAACGACUACGGACCUCCUAGGGAUUCUUACUCCGGAAACGGACCUCCGACUUACGGAGGUCCAGGUCCGAGGGAUAGUUUCGGCCACGGAGAUUUCCGGCAGCCUCCACCCUUGCUGGACUUUAGUCCCAACCGGCGGCAGCCUCACACUCCAGGAAUGAUGAACCGCAAUCGCAACAAUCCAAACUUCCGAAACAAUCCUCGGGGUCGUAAUUUUAACAAUGACCGCGGGGGAUUCCGCCCGCUAGAAAGUCUUCAGACUUCUAAUUUUCAGCCUCCGGAAAAUUUUCACAGUCAGAAUGUAACUAGCGUAAAUGUAAACACCGGUGCGCUACCGAGCAAUGUUGCUAAUUUAUCACUUCAGGAUACUUCACCAGAAAAUUUAACUGCUAAUGUCGACGCUGUUGUAGAGAAUACCAGCAAUUCUGGCGUUGAAUCUGCUGAAGCGAAUCCAGCGAGUGAAUCCGCUGUGGCGAGUUCUGACCAACCUGAGGGAGAAGAAUGUGAUAUUUACAGUGAUAUUGAUAUGUCUAAGCCGAGCGAUAACCCAGAAGGCGAUAACAAAGAAACUGAUGAUAGAAAUAGUUCUAUAGAAGCGCUCUUACCUCCUCCGAUUCCUCCGUCAGACUUGCUGGACUUUGAGGACAAUCUCAAGAGUGAUAACGAGAGUGAUGACAAUGAUUUAGUGAUUGAUGACACUCCAAAAGAGCCUGCUAAAAAUGCUGAUACAAAAGAUGGAAAAACAGAUGAUAAAUAUGAUCCGUUUGCUGUAAUUGACAGUGAUAGUAAUGAUGAACAUCCCCGUGAUAGUAGUAAGAAAAAAAAUCAAGGUGAAAGUAGUAAUUUAGAUUUUAUAAAUUCUUCACUCCCUCCGCUGGAACCUCCUCCAAUGCCUCCAGAUUUUUCUGCUAUUGUUGACCUAGGUGAGAUGAAGAAUAUCAAAAAAGACUCCCUUACCCUCCUGGGGACUUAUUAUAACGACGAGGAUGAUGAUAAUGCCAACCAGGAUGAUGAUGAUGAUGAUGAUGAUGAUGAUGAAACAACCAAGAGCGACUGUCCUAAUUUCUCGAUUUAUUCCUCGGAAACUAUGGAUGUUGCUAGGCACGCUGAGCAAGAGUUGACGCAACAGAUUGGACCGCUGGAGCCACCUCCUAUGCCGCCGCUUAUGCCUGAUGAUGAUGAUAUUAUUGUCGCUGAUGUUCAGAGUUGUGAUUUAGCGGAUAUUCCUGAACCCUCGGAUCCUUAUAUUGAGUCCUUGCAAAAAGAAAGGCAGACUUUGAGUAAGAUUCCGACGAAAAAAUUGUCAAUUGAUUCCAGGGGAAAAAUUACUUUUAAAAUUGGGAAUAAGUCUAAGUUGAAUAAUAAAUUGGGUAAUUUGGAGGAUAGGUUUGAAGAUAGUGUUACGGCUUCUAUGGAGAAGGAUAAGGAGGCGAAGGACAAGGAGAAAAAUAAAGAUUUGAAGGAUAAAGAGGGCAAAAUUGAGGAGGCUAAAGAGAAAGAAGUUAAAAAUAAAGAUGAGAAGGAAGAUGAUGAUGAUGAUGAUAAGAAGAAAGAUUCUGGGGAUAAAGAAGAUGAUAAAAAGUCUAAAGAAAAAGAAGAUGAUAAAAUGUUGAAAGAAAAAGUAGAUGAUGAAAAAUCUAAAGAUGAAGAUGAUAAAAAAUCUAUAGAAGAAGAUGAUAAAAAGUCUAAAGAAAAAGAAGAUGAAAAUGAAUUGAAGGAAAAAGAAAUUAUUGAAGAAGAAAGUCAGAAAUUUUUAUUGAAGACUAAUGAUGAAGAUAAUGUUGAUAAAAGUAAGGAAGAUGAUGAUAAUUCUCCGGCUGUUGUUGUUGUUGUUGUUGAAAGUAAAGAUAAAGAGGAAGAGUUUGAACUGAUAAAAAUUGAUUCACCUGAAAAGGAAAAAGACAAGGAUGAUGAUAAAGAAGAGGUGAUAGAUGAAAAUAAGAAUAAAAAUGAAGAUGUAGAAAUAAUUGAGGUGCAAGAAAGUGUUUCUUUAAAUAAGUCGACGGCUGAUUUGGAAGAAACUGAUGAGCUUAAAUUACGCAAGGAUAAUGUUGAGGUAAAUGUUGAGGCCAAGUGUGCUGAAAAUGAAGUCUGGGAGUCUGACGGAGCUUACACUCCGUGUAAAGAUGAGAUGCCGGUUAAGGAAAGUAUUAAAUUGGAUGGUAGUGAAGCUGCUGAAGCUUCUUUUGAUAAUGGCUUGGAGCCGAUCACUCCGCCUCCUAAAGACAGGUCGACUGAUGAUUUAGGAGCCAGGUGUAGGACACCUAUAGAGUACGCGGGACUUGGUACAGAGGCUAUUUCUGAAACAGACGAGCCGAUUAAUUUUGAAGAGGAGCUUACAAUGUUGAGUCAAAGGAAGGACAAGGAGAUGGAAGACGGGGAGGUGUCUGAUGAAAAUAAACUUAGUAAUAAUAGUGGGAAUAAUAAAAAACACAAGGAUAAAUCUUCUGAUACUGAUAACAAUCCUGAGAGCAGUAGGAAGAAGAAAAAAAAUAGAAGGGAUAGGAACAAGGAGGCGAGUGAAAAGAAUAAGGAGAAUAUUUCUUCUGAUAAUCAGGUGGAGUGGAAGAAAAUUUCUAAGAGUACAAAAGAGAGAUCUUAUCGGGAGAAAAGUAAAAAUUACGAAUCUGGGGAUAAGGAUAAGAGUAAGGAUAAAGGAAAGUAUCGAGAUAGAAGCAAAGAUCGUGGGAAGAAACACGGUAAGGAAGAUAGUGACAAGAAGAAGGUUAAGAGGAAGGAAUUGCCGAGGUAUGAUGUGAGAAAAAUUGUUUCUGAGAAGCCAGUUAGGCCUCGGAAGGAUGAGUAUGGUCGGGAUAUUCGUGAAUUAUCACUGAGCUUGUCACCCAGUCGCAGUUUGACUCGUAACAGACGAUCACAUUCACGAUUAAGUCGGUCGUAUUCUCCCAGAAUGAACUUACGGAAGAGCCGCUCUUGGUCGCGGCAUCGAGCUAGAUCGCGCGAGCGCUCCCAAAAUCGUUCUUCGCCCUACAAACAGUCACUGUCCCGCUCACGGAGAAAAUCACAGACCCGCGACCGUCAUUCCUUGUCCAGAAGACGUUCCAGGUCGCCAACCAGCCGGCGGAACCAGCGAGUCUCUCCCGCUAGACAGCAUCAGUCCAGGAGGAGCAAGAAGAAGUCACUUUCACGGAAAAACAGAUCUAGAACGAGAUCUUGGUCUCGUUCUCGGUCAAGGUCGCGCGUACGCUCCCGCUCCCGCUCCCGCUCCCGCGUGAAAUCCCGCUCGCGAUCUCGGGUGAGAAUGAGAUCGAGGUCGAAGUCUAGGACGAGUUCAAAGUCGCCUUCCAAAACAAGAUCUAGGGAGCAUUCUUACUCCCAUGGGAGGAACUGGAACAAAAUCAGCGACAAGGAUUUAGAUCACAGUCCAUUCGACGUCCGGGAGAAAGACCAGCAGGUUUCAGGAAAUGCCGGAGUGUCUUGGAGCGCUCAGUGGACUCCUUCAUGGUCCAGGUCAAGGUCCAGGACCCCCGCUGCUAUCAACAAGCAGCGCGAUGACCACAUGAUGCAGUCCAGGAACUGGUCACCGACUUCUAGUUCCAUAGGCGACAUGAUUGCCGCUCAGUCUAUCAAUCUACCACCUUCAUCACCACCCUCUCAAUCUUCCCUGCUCGCUUCUAUGAGCAACGCUCUUGGGAAUAUUAAUGGUGCAAAUCCCUCAGCUCCAACCCUGGACAAUCAUGUCUCUCCCAAAAAUCUAACGGUGAUCUUACGCAACAAAGACGCCACCAAGAGUAAAAAGAAGAAGGACAAGCGCUCGAAGGAUAAGAAGAAAUCCCGUGAUGCGGAUCGCAGAAAAGGAGCUAGCAAGCGGAACCGCACGCCUCCUCCUUCUAAGGAAGUCUUCGCCAGUGGGGACAACAUCCUGGUCAGUGUUUGCUUUAAUGACAACGCUACGGGGCAGUCUAAUAAUAUGAUGAACCUAACUGACACCUUGCCGUUGUUGACCACUACUAAAAGACGUCGUCGUGAGCCUGUUCAAGAGGAGCCACCUCCGGCGAAGAAACCAAAGAAAGACAAGUCUAAGGAAAAAAAAUCAAGACCUUCGCCCAAAGUCAGCAAGCGGGAUAAAAAAAGAAAGUCCAAGGCGGCUGAAAUUGCUGCGACGAAAAAACCUGUCGCUCAGCAGGAUGGAGACAAUCAGGGCAAAGGAGAUGAUAAAGUGAUGCAGCAGGAGCAUCAGCUUAAAUUGCUCCAGCAAAAACGGCUUAAGUUGUCCGAGCACGAGCAGUUCAUGAUCCAGGGUCCCAAGACGCCUCCGGAGCCGCAGAUCAAGUUUUCAAUUAGCAAGCAGCAGAGCAAUCUUAGGAACAUGAUUAUGCACCCGCUGUUUAAUAGGGAUCAUGAUGAGCUGGAGAUGGAGGCGCAGUUAAGUGCGAAUGCUUCCAGAGGAAAAGAGGGACAGGUUCAGAAUGAAAUCUUCGAUGAGAAUGACAGCUCGGAGAUUAAUAGGUUGAAUCAGGACCAGGCUGCUGAUAAGAAUUUGGAGGAUGAGGAGGAGGGAGAUGAGGGCAAAAAGGAUGUCCAGGUGGUGGAUGAUGAUGAUGGUGAGCAGGAUGAUGAGGAGGGAGAGGAUGAGGAGGAAGACGGGGGCGAUGAAGAGGAGCAAAAGGGUGAUAAGGAUAGCAGGGAUGAGGCUAAGAAAUUGGAGAAGGAUAAGAGGGACGAUGAAGAUAAGGAUAAGAAGGCUAAGAAUGAUGGCAAAAAUUCGGAGGUUAUAGAUUUGUGUAAAAUAGGACCGAACACUCCGCCAGAACCUCCGAAUUCGCCGCUGACUUCGCCGGAUGUUUAUGAUCCGUUUGAUCCGACUAAGUCCAGGUCGCCCACGCCUAGUGUCAUAGAAGAGCCUCAUCUGCCCAGUGAGCAGAAGCAUGCUAACAAAGGCUCUGAUUUGAGUGCUAAUAAUGAGAAGCAGGAGAGCGACAAGCCCAAGGUCAUUUCUAUGGUGACUAUCAAGCGAGUUUCGCCUGAGAAGGUAACUCCUACGACCAAGCCGCUGGAUAUUAGGAUAGAAAACAAGUCCCUGGAUCACUUAAAUCAAAACUCUGCUGGGAAUCUUAGUUGCUUUACUACUAUCAAUCCUGUGCUGGCUACUGUCGCUGCUGCUGUUCAACGGAGUGGGAUUUUUAACAACCCCGGUAAUUAUGGUAUCACGCAGAGGAACAUCAACAGACUCUCUCCCAGCAGCCAGCUGAAGCAGCGCGGCAAUGAGCGGCCUCAGUUGUCCAAUUUGUUUGCUGCGAAAAAUUUGGUCUUACUUUAUUAUCAUAAAGAGAAUCGUAUGCUUCACAUUCACUUGCUGAGGUAUGGAGUCGAUACAAAUCAAUGGUUAUUGAAGGCGAUGUGUGGAAGUGUUGAAAUACGCACUGUUUAUGUUGGUCACAGGCAAGCUAGAGCUGUUGUUGUUUCACGACUUAGUUGUGAACGUGCUGGUACCAGAUUCAACGUCCGGGGAACAAACGACGACGGGCAUGUAGCAAAUUUCGUGGAAACAGAGCAAAUAAUUUACCUAGACAAUGAAGUGACCUCCUACGUGCAAACCCGUGGCUCAGUUCCUCUCUUCUGGGAGCAACCCGGAAUCCAAGUCGGCUCCCACAAAGUAAAAAUCUCCCGAGGCUUCGACACAGCGACUCCAGCAUUCGACCGUCACCUGAGUAUGAUAAAGCAGCGCUACGGUCAGCAAGUAAUAAUAAAUCUCCUGGGCUCAAGUUUAAUCGGCAGCAAAGAAAGCGAAGCGAUGUUAAGCCAGAUGUUCCAAAGCCACCACAAUUUAUCCCAGCACAAAGACGUGCCUCACAUAAUUUUCGACUACCAUCAAGAGUGUCGUGGCGGCAACACAAAAAAUCUCUCCAAAUUAAAAGCGAAAGUAGAAAAAUACUUAGACUCCUUUUCAAUAUUUUACGCCGUAGGAACUUCCGUGAUCAGCGAGCAAGUCGGUACAAUCCGUACUAAUUGCCUCGACUGCCUAGACAGAACUAACUGCGUCCAGACAUUCCUAGCCUUGGAAAUCCUUUCAAAACAACUAUCACUGCUAAAAUUAUUCGAGAAACAACAAUUAGUCUCCCGAUUUGAAGAAGUCUUCCGCCAAAUGUGGAUCAACAACGGAAAUGAAGUCAGCAAAAUUUACGCAGGCACCGGAGCAAUCCAAGGAAGCUCCAAAUUGAUGGACGGCGCUCGCUCCGCAGCUCGAACAAUUCAAAACAAUUUAUUGGACUCCAGCAAGCAAGAAGCUAUCGAUAUUUUGCUCCUAGGCUCGACAUUGAACACCGAGCUAGCAGAUAGAGCUCGAUUAUUAUUACCCUCGAACAUGCUCCACGCUCCGCCAAGUGUCUUGAGAGAAAUGUGCAAGCGUUACAGUGAAUAUUUACAAACAAUGAACCUCCGCAUCGGCGUGGGAACUUACAACGUCAACGGUGGCAAACAUUUCCGCAGUGUCGUCUACAAGGAUGUCUCUUUAUCCGACUGGCUCCUCGACGCUCCCCGGAACACUGCCUACCUUCUAACUCCAGAUGACGAUGGAGUUCCAGUUGAUGUCUUUGCGGUCGGCUUUGAAGAGAUAGUCGACCUAAACGCAAGCAAUAUAAUGGCAGCUAGCAGCGACAACGCCCGAGCGUGGGCGGAAGAGCUCCAGAAAGUAAUCUCCCGAGACACUGAAUAUAUUUUGGUGACUUACCAGCAAUUAGUCGGAGUCUGCUUGUAUUUAUUCAUCAGACCGCAGCAUGCGCCUUAUUUAAGAGACGUAGCGGUGGAUUGUGUUAAAACUGGCCUCGGAGGAGCUACGGGUAACAAAGGCGCCGCUGCAAUAAGGUGUGUGUUAUAUUCAACAUCAUUCUGCUUCGUCUGCGCUCAUUUUGCAGCCGGUCAGUCCCAAGUCAGUGAAAGAAACGCGGACUAUGCUGAAAUUACCAGAAAAUUAGCUUUUCCUAUGGGGAGGACACUUAAUACUCAUGAUUACGUUUUUUGGUGCGGAGAUUUUAAUUAUAGAGUUGAUAUGGACAAAGAUGAGAUGAAAGAAUUGAUCAGGAACAAUGAAUUGGAGCAGAUUCUGCAGUUUGAUCAGCUGCUGGUUCAACAGGAGCAGGGAAAUGUGUUUAAGAAUUUUAUUGAAGGUCCUGUCACCUUCCCUCCUACUUACAAAUACGAUUUAUUCUCCGAUGAUUAUGAUACCAGUGAAAAAUGUCGUCAGCCUGCUUGGACAGAUCGGGUUCUUUGGAAAAGACGUAAGCAAAUUCCGGAUAUUGAUUCUCCAGCUGAUUGGAACCCGGGAAGAUUAAUUUAUUACGGUAGGGCAGAGUUGAAGCAAAGUGACCAUCGUCCGGUGAUUGCGAUUAUUGAUGUUGAUGUUCAUGUUGUUGAUCCGGAGAAACGUGAAGCUGUUUUUAAGGAAGUUAUUGAAGACCUGGGGCCUCCUGAUGGGACGAUUAUUGUAAAAGCUACUGAGGAGAGUGAAGAUAUUGACAGCGUUUUUGAUGACAAUUUUAUGCUGGCGCUUUUGCAGGAACUUUCGCAUAUAGGCGAGGUGAUUCUUGUGAGGUUUGUCGGGGAAACUAUCUGGGUAACGUUCCGCGACGGUCAAUGCGCUCUCUCGGCUGCUCGCAAAGGCAUGACUCAAGUCUGCGGUCAGACGUUGAAGCUGUCAUUAAAGUCCCCGCAUUGGGUGCAAUUAAUUCAAAAGGAAAUUGAAAUAUGCAGUAACACGACGAUUCCGCAGUAUGAUGACUCACCUUCGAGGAAUGUUUCGAGGCUUGAGCAAUUGGAGAUAACUGAUGAUCCUAAUUCUGGAAGAUCUAGUCCGAGUGAUGGUAACAGACCGCCUAGACCGGCGCCUCCCACUCGCCCGGCUCCUCCAAGGAGCCCAGCUCAUGAGCGAAGGCCUCUUCCUAGGGCGGGAGUGAUUAGUGUGAUGCAGAAUCAAUUUGUUUCGUCGAGAGCUGAGGACUUGGAGAAGGCUGAGAGGCUCUCACCCGAGUCGGCGAUUUAUGAAGAAAUUCUGGAUGAACCGCCGAAUUAUCCUGUUCCUAAUAGACCGCCCCCUCCGUUACCUAGGUCUGCGACAGAUGGUCAAGAGUCUAAGCCGCCGAACUCUGCUCCUCCGCCGCUUCCACAAAGGCAGAUGCCCGUACCGCCACCGCAACAUCCGCCACCGAGUUUGCCACCUCCUAACUUACCUCCGCCUGUUCCUGCUAGGUCUGGAGGUGGGCCUCCUAUUCCUACUCGGAAUCCUCAGUAG